GCAGGCGUAGGUGCGCCUCUUUUCCUCCGGCUCGGUGAGUACAUGUACCUUAGAGGUUAUUUGAUGCCUUUUCCUUUUUGCCGUGGCCUGAAGCUUUUGGUCAUUUUCUGUUCCGAUUUUACUUGUCUCGUCACAGCCCUCAAGACCCUUGGUGUCGCCAUGGGACGCCGUCCCGCCCGGUGUUACCGGUAUUGUAAGAACAAGCCGUACCCAAAGUCCCGCUUCUGCCGAGGUGUCCCUGAUGCCAAAAUCCGCAUCUUUGACCUGGGGCGGAAGAAGGCAAAAGUGGAUGAGUUCCCACUGUGUGGCCACAUGGUGUCCGAUGAAUAUGAGCAGCUCUCCUCCGAAGCUCUGGAGGCUGCCCGGAUUUGUGCCAACAAGUACAUGGUAAAAAGCUGUGGCAAAGAUGGCUUCCAUAUCCGCGUGCGGCUCCACCCUUUCCAUGUCAUCCGCAUCAACAAGAUGUUGUCCUGUGCUGGCGCUGACAGGCUCCAGACAGGCAUGCGAGGUGCCUUCGGGAAGCCCCAGGGCACAGUGGCAAGGGUUCACAUUGGACAGGUCAUCAUGUCCAUCCGCACCAAGCUGCAGAACAAGGAACAUGUGAUCGAGGCCUUACGCAGGGCCAAGUUCAAGUUCCCUGGCCGCCAGAAGAUUCACAUCUCCAAGAAGUGGGGCUUCACCAAGUUCAAUGCAGAUGAAUUUGAAGACAUGGUGGCUGAGAAGCGCCUUAUCCCUGAUGGCUGUGGGGUUAAAUAUAUCCCGAACCGAGGCCCCCUGGACAAGUGGCGGGCCUUGCACUCCUGAAGGCUUCCACUGUGCUGCCCCUCCUAACAAGUUCAUCAAUAAAUCUUAUCUCUGCCCCACUUAA
Molecule: messenger RNA, 868 nt
Organism: Heterocephalus glaber (naked mole-rat)
Lineage: Eukaryota; Metazoa; Chordata; Mammalia; Rodentia; Bathyergidae
Gene: Rpl10
Product: ribosomal protein L10
Biological process (GO): translation
Cellular component (GO): ribosome
Molecular function (GO): structural constituent of ribosome
Source: RefSeq, a predicted model, not a curated record